ACUACUUUAGUUUGUCACAUCCAAACAGCCCUUAACUUCGCCAAAACCCUAGCUCGCCUAUAACUUUCAAAUAAAACCUAGCGCCUCCAGGAGGAGAGACACACACAGCCAAAAUGUCGAAGCGAGGACGUGGAGGAUCGGCGGGUAACAAGUUCAGAAUGUCGCUGGGUCUGCCGGUGGCGGCGACAGUGAACUGCGCCGAUAACACUGGUGCGAAGAACCUGUACAUCAUUUCGGUGAAGGGGAUCAAGGGAAGGCUCAACAGGCUGCCCUCAGCCUGCGUCGGAGAUAUGGUGAUGGCUACGGUGAAGAAGGGGAAACCAGAACUCCGUAAGAAGGUCAUGCCCGCUGUCAUUGUACGCCAGCGCAAACCAUGGCGCCGAAAGGAUGGUGUCUUCAUGUACUUCGAAGGUUCUGUGCAAGUUUACUCCUCUCUUCCUCCCAGUUUUCAUUUUUAGUUUGAACAAUAUUGUGCAAGUGAUCUCGCAUGCCUUUUUUUAUGACUUGUGAUCUUCUUAUUGAUUUUUUGUAUUGGAAAGUAUUAGAAGACAUGCAAUUUCAGUUUCCCGGGCUAUAUAUAAUCCUGUAGACAAUUUGUACAGUCCUUUUGCAUCGUUCCUUUUUUGCUGCUUGAAUGAAAAAUAUUAUCGGGUUGGCACUUUUAUCCAA
Molecule: messenger RNA, 669 nt
Organism: Olea europaea var. sylvestris
Lineage: Eukaryota; Viridiplantae; Streptophyta; Magnoliopsida; Lamiales; Oleaceae
Product: 60S ribosomal protein L23-like
Exons: 2
Coding region: 114-458 (114 amino acids)
Biological process (GO): translation
Cellular component (GO): cytosolic large ribosomal subunit; ribosome
Molecular function (GO): structural constituent of ribosome; large ribosomal subunit rRNA binding
Source: RefSeq, a predicted model, not a curated record